Aspergillus bombycis is the source of this 720-nucleotide messenger RNA. RefSeq lists its product as uncharacterized. The transcript has 4 exons. The record is from RefSeq and is a predicted model, not a curated record. NCBI's taxonomy places the organism in Eukaryota, Fungi, Ascomycota, Eurotiomycetes, Eurotiales, Aspergillaceae. Bases 1 to 720 code for a protein of 239 amino acids.
AUGGCGGGGCCACCGCCUUCAGGCAUUACAUGGCUCGAUGACGACAAAUGGAUAGGACGCGAGAUAACGUUUGAUGAACCCAUUCCAUCAAAAUGGAGGACUGUUCGAAAAAUUCAUGAACGCGAGAUCGUGCACACCGAAUGGGAAGGGAAAGAGUUGGACUUCAGGGCUGAAGGACGUGGUGUUUUCCUUUGCACCAAUGGCGACGGUAAAGAGGCCGUAGUCAAAGUUCGGUUCCAAAUCCCGUACAUGGGAACAUAUUCUAGCUCCUCUGAAGAGAGAGCAAAACAAGCCAGACACAAUAUGGACGAAAAGACUCUGUUUGAAAUUGAUGCUCUACGAUGUCUAACGCAAGCAGGCUGUUCAUCAAGCCCAGCUUUGCUAGGCUGGACGCGCGAAACCCAAGGCAAUACCGACUGGGUCCCCGGGGGAUAUCUCGAAUAUAUCCUAAUGGAGCGGGUGCCAGGGGUCAGACCGCCCGCUUAUUGGCACCCAAUGGAUCAAGAGGAGAGGGAUUGGCUUUUAAAAGCAUUCAAGGAGGCAUAUAUUGAGUGUAUGGCUUGUGGCAGAGUACAUUUGGACGAGGGAGAACGAAACCUCAUUUGGGACAAUAGAGCCGGGAAGUGCUAUAUUGUUGAUUGGGAAGAUGCGUUGGAGACUACUCCUAAGGAUUCCUGGCACGAUAGGAAGUACAAGCUCUAUCUCCUGAAAUGGGACUGA